CUCUUGCCACUGCUGCUCCUUAUAAUGAAGGCGACACAGGAGCCCCAUUGUUCUGGGAUAGUCUUUGGCUUGCUGCGGGCUGAUCGGUCUUGGCUUUAGCCAGCCACUGAGGCUGGCAUCUCCUGGUACCCUCCGCUGAGUCUGAGUCUCGUCUGGCUUUCUGGGACAAUAUUUGCCGGAGGAAGAAGAAGCAACGAUUCCACAUGGGAUUCUAGGCUCACCCCUUCCCCUCAAACACAGUUUGGCAAACUCGAUGCUGGGACCAUCAUCAGGCAAGAUCACCAGUAAGACACUCCUGCAAGGUGGAACCCAGAAGAACCUUUAUUCUGAGGAUAUUCUGCUUUGGCGCCCAACUCCACUCCAGAUCAUCUGACUCUUCUUGAGUGAACCAAAGUUUCCCUGAGUCUACAUUUUGCUUAUUUUGAAAGGAAGGCCUGCUCGGGUCUUCUGAAAUCAGCAACAUGACAUACUUCUACAGGACUCUUGCAGUCUUCUGGGUCCUGAUUGAAGGGGUCCUGGCAGGACCAUGGAGCGCCUGGAUGCCUGAGCACAUCAGUGCCUUUGAAGGCACCUGCGUUGUCAUCCCAUGUCGCUUCAACUACCCUGAUGAACUACGGCCCUCGGCGGUGCAUGGCAUCUGGUAUUUCAACAGUCCGUAUCCCAAGAACUAUCCCCCGGUGGUCUUCAAAUCUCGCACCAACAUUGUCCACGAGAGCUACGUUGGACGCAGCCGUUUGCUAGGAGAGCUGAAUUUCCGCAACUGCACCCUGCAGCUCUCCCGCCUUAGUCCCGAACUCACAGGCAAAUACUACUUCCGUGGAGACCUGGGCGGCUACAAUCAGUACACCUACCCUGAACAUUGCAACCUCGAGGUCAUCAACAAACCCACCAUCGUGAGCCCCCCAGAAGUGGUGGAAGGAACGGAAGUGGAGCUGCGAUGUGUGGUGCCCGACAACUGCCCUGACAUGAAGCCCAUUAUUACAUGGAUGAACUAUGAGACACUGGCUGAGCGCUCUGUCUAUGCGCAAGUGGAAGAGGAGGGCAGCACGUGGUCGCUCAUCUCCCUGCUCAAGUUCAUGCCACAACGAGAAAACCAUGGGCGAGAGUUGGGCUGCAAAGUCACCUACGCCAACACCACUUUUGAGUUUGAUGGCUACACCACCUUGGAUGUCAAAUUCCCACCCCGUAUUGUGCAGGCAAACUCCUCUAUGGACGUAAUCCAUGGCUCAGACGUGGUGCUGAUAUGUUCUGUAGACAGCAGCCCUAUGGCUCUGAUCACAUGGCUCAGAGAAGAUGAAAUCCUUCAUGAGGAUGUGGCUGGGAACCUCACGCUGCACCUAGAAAAUGUCACUUACCUCCAGGAUGGCAUCUACACUUGUAUGGCUGAGAACAUCUAUGGCAAAGACAACCAUUCCCUGGCUUUGGCUGUGCUAUAUGCCCCUUGGAAGCCAGUUGUGAACACAUCCGUGGUGGCGGUUGAAGGAGACCCUGUAAGCAUCCUGUGCAGCUCGCAGAGCAACCCUGAGCCCACCAUCACCAUCUUCAAGGAGAAGAAGGCCAUGGCCAUGGGAGUCUACCAGAACCAGGUGGCCUUGGAGUUUGAGUCAGUGACUCAUGAGGAUGAUGGGGAAUACUGGUGCACAGCAGAGAACCAGUUCGGUCAGCGCAGCACAGCCUUCAACCUCACCAUUGAAUUUGCUCCCAUUAUCCUGCCAGAUUCCAAGUGCACAGCUGCUCGGGACACAGUGAAGUGCAUCUGUGCGGCCAAAUCCAACCCGGAGGCCGUGAUCACUUUUGAGCUGCCUACGCGUAAUGUGACGGUGAACGAGACGGACCGGGAGUUUGUGUACUCACAGAAAACAGGCUAUGUUGUCACCAGCAUCCUCACUGUUCAGAGGGAGGUGGACUCCCAGCUGUUCAUCGUCUGCUCUGCCAGGAACCACUACGGCACCAAGAAUCAACAACUGCAAUUCCAUCACUCCAAUAGUCUGAUGUGGGCAAAAGUAGGACCUGUUGGAGCCGUGGUCGCCUUUGCCAUCCUCAUAGCUGUGGUGUGUUACGUCAGCCAGACCAGGAAAAAGAAAAACACAAACGAAAGCUCCAGCUUUAUGCAAACAGACAACCCCCCUGCCGUCUUCAGUGGAGACUACAGGGGUCCAGGCAAUCUGGAGAAAUCAGAGUACGGGCGCAGUGAUAAACGAUUCUUGGCCAAGCGCGACGACCUGGGCAUCGAUUACGCCAACAUAGACUUCACCAAACUGUCCACCAAGGACAAAUACACCCUGACGGAAGAGCUAGCUGAAUACGCUGAGAUCCGAGUCAAGUGAGGCCUUUUCCCACCACGACUACGGCGGCUCCCACGGAUCUCUCCCAUUGGAACUAUUCUAGUCUAAUGAACCCUUUAGCUGUGCAUAUUGGCCUGGCGACCCAGUCGGCCAUUGCGUGAGGACUCAGACCCACCAACUGGGCUUGAGGUCCGACGCCCACAUUUACAUUCCAUGUGUUUUCUCUCUCCCCAUCCCAACAUCCUGAAGAUCACUCUCAAUGCAGAAUAAUUUAUCUGUAUUUGCAAAACAUUCUUUGGGCCACCCAAUCAGGAUGGCAAUGAAAUGGUAAAAUGGGGCACCUGUGUGGCAGAUUGAUUUUAUCUAAAGUGUGCCAACUGCAUGCUGUUUGUGAUGUAUGCAGCUGGGAAAGGACUCUAGAUUAUCUCAAUGACAGUGAAUCACCAAUCCAGAAUAAAUACGCUGGUUUUAGGCAUCCACCCCUCCCCACAGUGAAGCUCCAUGAAGGGAUCACCUUUGCGUGUGCAUGUGUGAAUGAAUCAGAUCCCCCGCUUGUACUUAUGAGUCUGUUUAAAGCUUGGAUUACAACACCCAGAAUCCCCAAGUUAGCAUUCCCUAGUUCAGGAGCAACUGAUGCUGAUUAACACAAUUCUAGUCCACAUUCCAGAACCAAGUUUUAAGCUCUGAGAGGCUAAUUCUACCCAAUGCCUUUAAAUUUAAAAAACAAACAAACACGAAGGUGCUUAGAGGGAUGUUGUUACUCAUUUUACCUACAGAGCAACAGUUCCUUUGUAUCCUAUACUUCCGCAAAAGCAUAUAUCAAUCUAGAAAGGUCAUAUCAGAUAAGAAAUAAGUUGGCAGGAGACUGCCAUUGUUAAACACAUUUAGGCACCUUCAAACUAUUCUGAUCAGUCAUCUUAAAUUGGUUUUGAUAGUUCCCACUUCUAUAAAGUGGAUGCCUAAUUUAACGUUGCCUUAGAAUGUCCUUUCUAUUUUGGAAAAAAAGGUUCUCUUGCUUUCUGAACUGCGCCAAAGACUUCCACAAGAGCGAUGUUCCAGGCAUCCCAGGCGUCACCUGCCAAAGCUUUUCAGGCUGCUCUGAAGGGUUAUGCAGCUGGAUAUGGCACAACAGCAUCUAUCUGGUUCUGCUGCCUUCUGGCACGGAAGCAUGUCUUUUUAAGAAGGUAGAUGCACUGGGCAAAGAACCUUCUUUUCCCAUGUUUUCUUUAGCCUUAGUAAAACAGGACUCUAAUCUUGAAGGUGUUAACACCAAAAAGCCUUCUCCCUUCCCUACCAGUAUGUAGUUUCCAAUAUGUAGUCAACAAUACCAUGACCUUCUGGAACAAUGUGAUUGCAUAGUGUGAAAGAGACAUAUGUAAAGUACCUCACCAUUUAGUAAAUUCUCAGGCAAGAUUGGAGGUAUCUAUGAUAUUACCUAAAAUAUACAGAUGCCAAAUUUCAUUUGGUAAUUAAGUAAAGAUUUUAUUAAACCAAACAAAAAGCUAAUGAAGUCACAAGCAAUUGUAAGCAUACUCUGUGAUGUACCGUUCUGGAGAACUCUAAAGCUUGCUUGUUGAUUUCAUUCAUUGUGGUAUUAAGACAUAGAAUUUCUUAUAAACUAGAGUAAAAAAAAUCAGAAAAUAUUAUUUCCUGAUCCUUUUUUGAAAGACAACAAAGCAGUCACAUGGGUGUUGAGGAUCAGUUAUUUUGAAGGAUGGUCACAACCUUUCAAAGCUCAAAGUGUCAGUAUAGUAUGAUCCCCCCAUAGAAUGAAGUAGGUUUAAUCCCUGUGAAAUCCCUUUUUAUGGAAUUUACAUCCAUGUCCAGUGUGUCUUCCAGAAUAUGGGCUUGUUUCUGCUAUAUUCAAGAACGAAUGAGUAACAUCCCAUUCAGAGUAGGGCACAGGCUGAGGAAUAGGACAAAACUGAGAUCUUAUAGGGAGAGAUCAGUCUUUGCUCGGGUAUACAAUAGGGUCACCAGCCUUCUUCCAGUGCUCCUAAUUUAAUGUUUUAACAAUAUCCUGCCAUGAGGAAGAUAUGUCUGGAGCAAGGGUGAGGAAGUAACAGCAGUGUUUUCUUGGGCUCUAGCGCCCAUUGGUCCAAGCUGAAUGGGCCAUGGUUAGGGAUGACGGGCAUUUGAGUCUAAUAAUAUCUGCAAGGCAUCAGCUUCCCCACCAAAGAUAUUGUGGUGGUAAAUAUUUUUGCAACUAUUUUUCAUGUUGUAGGGCAGGGGGAAGAACCUCAGCUGCUGGGUGGACUGGAUACCCUUCCUUCAUGCUCCAGGAACCCACCGAGAAGUAUUAAUAACAUCAGUUUUCUGUUCUACUCUUUAAAAUGGAGGCUCUUUCCCAUCCCAUCUUCAACGCACGUAUCUUUUGUGUCUGUACUGUAUGGAGAAAUAUUGUAUGUUGAUGAUCAUGCAAUUUGCAAAUCACACACACACAAAGAAUAUAUUGUCUCUAAGCUGGAAUUCAUUAAACACACCUCAGGAGGAGUUCUUUCUUGACUUCCCAUCCAGUAGGAUGGAUUUGCAUCAGGGCAACUGGUGUUUGCCAAGAGCAACUGAAUCACUCCGAUUCCCAGCUAUAGCACAUUUUAGGCAGUAUGUACUCUAGCUUUGAAAAGCAAAUCCAAGUUUAACCAGAGAUACACCCAAGAGAACCCCUUUACUCCAUGUUUUAUAAUCAAGCUAAUUCCUCCCAUCACAGCCCCAUUGUCUAACACCAUUAAGCUUUAACAUACGGGACAAAAUUAAGGUAUAUUCUAUUUAUUCUAAGGGUGCUUUUUAAAACAAUGCUGCUUUGUAUUUGAAACAAGUAGAAAGUCUCCAAUCUAAUAAACUCAAUCUAAAUUCUGUUUUUAACAACAGGAAAUGAUCGAAAUCACUUCUUGUUUUAGUAAAAGUUCUCUCCUGGGCCAAAAAUAAACCCAUAUAUUUCCAAUGGGAAAAUUUGGCAGCAAGAACAUUUACAGUAUUUUUUUAAAGAAAAACCAUUUUGAUUCCCAGAGAAAAUACACUUUAUUGGGAACUCCAUGAAUUCCAUAGGCGAUACUUAGCCCACUCCCCAUCUAUUUUUUCCACAAGUUGGUUUUAUUUUUCUCAGAGGAAGCCACUCCUAUUAUAUAUGCUUUGGACAAGAACUGCAACCUUCAGUAAACAUCCAAUAACUGAAGGAUAAGAACAUGUGUCGAUGGACUGAAAAUCCCAUCAGUCUUAGCUAGUAUGACCAAUAGUGAGGCAUUAUGGGAGUUACAGUUCUGCACUAUUGUUUCUAGGUAAACAUUCACAAUCACUGCAAUAAGUUCUACUAAGGCUGAAAUCAAGCAGCAUCAAAAAGAAGAAUACUACAACAAUGGGUUGCUGGGAGUUUUCUGGGCUGUAUGGCCCUGUUCCAGAAGUAUUAUCUCCUGACGUUUUGCCCACAUCUAUGGCAGGCAUCCUCAGAGGUUGUGUGGUCUGUUGGAAACUAGGCAAGUGGUGUUUAUAUAUUGGGCCCUUUAAUUUGAAAGGUCAAUGGAAGAAACAUCGGACUUUGUAUGUAUGCAACUCAUCGCUCUACAACUCACUCUGGAUAUUGCAGUGUUUGCAGUUCCAUCUCAGGUCUCAAGGCAGAGCUCAUCUUUUUGCAAGUCUUCUGUCACUGUCCAUAUUUUGAUACCAAAACAUGAGCUACAGCCACAAAUGUUACUUUUGAAGUUCAAAUUCCUCAACACAGAAAAAUUAUUGCAUAUUAUUAUAUAUAUUUUUCUUUUGAGAAUGAGAACAACUGCAAUGAUAUGGAGACAGAGUAUAGUCUUUUACACACCUUUUGGGAACAGGUUCCACUGAAUUUUGAAUAGACAUCUCUAGGGACUCCAAUAUUCUAAAAUAUAACACAUGGCAUACUAUUCCAUUCAGAUUACAGACAGGAUAACCAAGUAUUCAAAUAAAACCUAGCAUAUGGGAAAAAUAGCAUAAACAGGAAGAGCUCUUCUCAUUUUAUGAGCUUUUCUUUCAAUACAAAGAACAAUUUUUAAAAUGUAGUCUCCAUAUGACUCACGUUGCUGUUUGCAUCUGCAUUGGUUGAGUCAGAAUGCACAUUUUAAAUACAUUCCAAAAGAAUGUCUUACUUGUUGAACUUGUGGACUUUAUUGCACUCCCAACAUGCCAUCGAAAGCACUGUGCACAUUUGGUGUGUAUGUGUGUUUGCAUUCUCUCUCUUUUGACAAAGAUGAGUAAAAAGAAGUAUCCAUUCAGGUCAUUGCUUAUUUAUAUGUUAGUUAUUUGUCACAGUCUCCUAAAUAAACAUUUUUGCUUGAUUGUAAAUAGGGGUCAAAUGCAGAUAUUAAUUUUACAGCACACACGAUUUGUUAUCUAACGUCUUUAUGUACCUUUUUCCUAAUGUGUGCAUGUGCAUGUGGGUGGGGUGGGAUGUUCCUGUGUGUGAAUGAGUAUCAGGUAGAUAUAAAUACUUGUGGUGAUCUCUAUGGGCAGUCCAGCCAAGCCGAUGAAGUAAAAACUAGGCCGCCUAUCAGGUUGGCAAUAUUAAUAUAGCAAAAUGCUGGGCUUUUUGUACAUCUCUGGUCCCACCAUACAGCAAGUGUUUAAUGACUUUAACCCAUCUGACUUUGUAUUCUGAAAGAAAUAAACAAGUCUUUUACAAAUCCACAA
Messenger RNA from Anolis carolinensis (green anole), 6935 nucleotides. RefSeq names its product myelin associated glycoprotein (gene mag). The record is from RefSeq and is a predicted model, not a curated record. Bases 462 to 2327 code for a protein of 621 amino acids. NCBI's taxonomy places the organism in Eukaryota, Metazoa, Chordata, Lepidosauria, Squamata, Anolidae. The transcript is spliced from 12 exons.